AUGCGCGCGCUGACGGGGUCGUGCGCGUUCCGCGCGCGCGCGUCCGCGCGCCGCGGCGACCAGUCCGGAACGUCGUCGUCGUCGUCGUCGUCGUCGUCACGACCACCGCGACCGCCGCGCCGCGCGGAGGCGAGCGACGAGCGACGACUCGAGCUCGACCGUCGCUCGUGGACGCUGAUCGCCGCGACAACGAUCGCGCUCUCGCGGUCGACGACGCCGACGCGCGCCGCGCUCGCGUACGGCCUGAACAAGCCGCCGCCGUCCAACGACGGAGGGUUCUUCGGCCUCGGCGCGUCGGAGAAGCCGCGGCGGAGCUACGCCGAGAUCAUGGCCGCGAGGGAGGAGGCGGAGAGAAGGCGGGAGGAGCUCGAGGCGGAGGCGAACCCGGGCGUUCUGGUCACGAUGGACAGCGGGCUGCAGUAUCGAGAGAUGGACGAGGGCAGGCCGAGCGGCAAGGUCGCGGCCAAGGGCGACGAGAUGUUCGUGCUGUACAAAGUCUUUCGACUCGCCCCGGGGGCGUACUUCAAGUACAGCAGCGGCGGGACGCCGAUCUUGAUGUUCUCGCAGGGGUACGGAUACGAAGGCCAGGACGACGUCGGCGAGCCGUACGUCUUCGCGCUGGGCUCCGACGGGAUGCCUCGAGGCGUCUCGCCCGCAUUGUACGGGAUGCGAGAGGGCGGGAAGCGAAGGAUACUCGUGCCCCCCAACGCGGGGUGGGUGAACGACGACGUGAAACCGAGAGCGCCGUCGUUCGGCGCGAGUCGGCGGCUCGCGAACCACCGCGAGGAGCCGCUGCUCGUGGAGGUGGACGUGUUGAGGAUACGUAAAGCGAACGAGCCGGCGAGCGGGGAGGAGGACGACGACAUCUCGGACGCGGCGGACGGCGGGCUGGGGUUCAAGCUCCCGGCGCCGCCGUCGCCGUUCCGGGACAGGCUCGGGGAGACGCGGGAGACCGCGGAGGCGAGCGGCGACGCGGGCGCGGGCGAGGUCGAGGACGAGCCGCUCGCGGUGUGA
Molecule: messenger RNA, 1014 nt
Organism: Micromonas pusilla CCMP1545
Lineage: Eukaryota; Viridiplantae; Chlorophyta; Mamiellophyceae; Mamiellales; Mamiellaceae
Exons: 2
Coding region: 1-1014 (337 amino acids)
Molecular function (GO): peptidyl-prolyl cis-trans isomerase activity
Source: RefSeq, a predicted model, not a curated record